Molecule: messenger RNA, 2291 nt
Organism: Magallana angulata
Lineage: Eukaryota; Metazoa; Mollusca; Bivalvia; Ostreida; Ostreidae
Exons: 9
Coding region: 276-1709 (477 amino acids)
Source: RefSeq, a predicted model, not a curated record
GAUUCUAUGGUUCGAAUUGUAAUCUUCCAUGCCGCGGUAACUGCACACAUUGUAACUACUUAACUGGAAAAUGCCUUGGAGGUUGUCAUCCGGGGUUCGAAGGAACUUUUUGUGAAAAAUAUAAGCGAAUCAAUAUUGCAUUGCAUCGUCCGACUUAUCAGCUACAUACAUUGUCUGAUGGACAACCAAGUUUCAGAGUUGUCGAUGGUAAAAGAAGUAAUCUGGCUUAUAACGGGAAUCAGUGUACCUCAACACAGGACAACAAAGUAUUCGCCAUGUGGUGGGUGGAUUUACAAAAAAUUCGACGUAUUGAACGCAUUAUGGUCUAUUCUAGAACGGACAAUUUGAAAUGGGAUGUAAAUAACGGAUUCACAAACAGAUUUCUUGGAUUUUUUAUCGUCGUAUCGAACACCACUGAUCACAAAGAUGGCGUCGUUUGUUAUCAUAAUAAAAGUUACACCAAGUACACGAUACCCUCUAAGGUGGACAUCUCCUGCUCAGUGAUUGGUCGAUACGUCAUCUAUUUCAAUGAAAGACUUCCGGGGAUUAUUUACCCAACUGAUUACAGUAGAUUCGCCUUUACUGAUUUAUGUGAAGUAGAAGUCUAUGGUUGUCCUAUACUCGAGUAUGGUAAUGCCGACCCAAAGUGCACGAUUCCAUGUUUUGCUAUGUGCAAAAAAUAUCUUGAAAAUUUGAGUUACAUGAAACCAACCUGGCAGUCAUCGACGUUUUCCUCUCUUGGGACUAGUUACAAGGCCGUUGAUGGACAUUAUACGUCACGUAAUUACCAUGACGGGCAAUGUGCAAUAAGUGGUCUCAAUCAACGUAGUGUAAUAUGGAGGGUCAACUUGGGGAAAAUUUACAGAAUUGAUCACAUUAAUCUGUAUUUCCGCACAGAAAAUCUAAAAUGGGUUUACACUAACGGAUUUACGUCUUACCCUCUGGGAUUUUCACUGUACAUUUCCAACACUACCGAUCGACUUGAGGGUGUUCGUUGUUUCCACGACUCAAAGUACACAAAACACACCAUCCCUGAUCACAUGUCUAUCAAAUGCCCGUACUCUGGACAAUACGUCAUCUACUACAACGAACGUAUACCAGGAGUCACUUAUCCGGUUGGUUCUUCCCCUCAUGCUCAUGCGGACUUGUGUGAAGUACAGGUUUAUGGGUGUCCCAGUCCUGUAGCAGAAGUUUCUCAGUGCUCAAAACCAUGUCCUUCAAAAUGUGAAAAAUGUCAUCCUGGCACGGGGAUCUGUUUGAAAUGUAUUACUGGUUUCCAAGGUUAUGCUUGUGAAAUUGCCUGUCAAGCGGACGCGAAUAUUAAAGUAUCGCCCAACGUCACAUUCCUUGGGUCGAUUUACGAUGCACUGGUUUCUUCCAAAGGGCUUUCGUUUCCAGACGCGACAUCUGGUGUAGCAUCUGUCAGUAUAUCUUUAACGGAGAGAUUUACAAACCUUGCAAGUUUGUCCUUCAGUAUUGAUAAGGCAUCAAACGUCCAUGUUAACCUCUGGGACAGCAACAAUUCAACCAUCAGAUGGUAUUCCGAAGAACUAAAUGAGUUGGACCAAUGGAAUGUUACAGUUUCCAAUGACAUCAUUUCUAAAGUUCAUUACAUUCGAAUAUCAGUGGAAUUUAACCACACGUUCACCAUUUCGAAUAUGAGACUUCCAUUGCGAAAAUGCAUCAGUUACAUAACAGACUCAAUCUAGCAAUUGUUUUAUAUUUCAAAUGAAAAGACUGGAUAUUGGAACCUUUGGACAUGUUAAAUCUUCAUUUAUUUUUAAAUAGCACGGCAUUGUUCCCCAAUUUGUUUAUUUAAUUAUAUUAAGAAGUGACAAUAUAAAAUUUACAGUAAACAUUUUGUACAGUUAUAGACUAUUUGUUUUUUAUUCGUUUUAAUCUCGACUUCGAUUACCUCAGGUCAUAUUCAUACAUCGAAAGAGAAUCCAAAACGAAUGAUAACCUAUAGUGGAUUAGACGUCCAAUUACUUGGUACCAUCAAUACGUUGGACACGGUUUUUCUGUUAAUCUUUGAUCUUAUCCAAUAGUAUCAGCUGUUGUUUUUUUUUCUUUCAGUGCUUGCACGAUAAUAAAAAUAUGAAAAUAUUUUCCUUGCAAGGAAACAUCGUCUUGAUAAAUAUUUGAAGCGCAUGCAUACUUUUUGCAAUUGUUUACAGUAUUUGGUUGUGAUUGUGGUCAAAUAUGAAUGUGAAAACUUGUUAAAUCGGGCUUUGGAUUUAUGAACAAAAUUGUAACUUUUUAGUUUACAAUUUGUAAUGUAAUAUGUAAAA